AUGGAGCGCUUGAAAUCCCUAUUCAAAUCAACACGAGAACAAACCGAUCUCGAAUCAAAACCUCUCGAGGAGUGGAGCACGAAAGACUUUCAAGAUUGGUUGAAGGAACACGAUUAUCAAAAGAAAGUUUUACAAAUAUUGAAAAAGGAAGAAUGGAAUGGAAAAUGUCUCGUUGAUUUCACAGAAGAAGAUUUGAAAAAAAUUGGAAUUCCAAGUGGCUCUGCCAAAGGAAUUACCAAUUCCAUUAAUGUCAUCAAACAAGAACAAAUCAAAGCAGGAAUAUUGAAUAGCAAUCUUUCAUCGAGUAAGCUCACCACAACAACUCUUCGAACUUCAGAUUCGGGAACUAAUGACAAUACAACAACAACGACAUCCAGUGAUUCAAGUGACAAUAUGAAUGGAGGUGACAACUCCACAACAGUUCAAGUCGUACAAUUACUCGAUGCGACAGAAGAAGAAGAAGAAGAACAAGAAGAGAAAAAAACACCAACGAGACAAAACAAUCCAAGUCGAGGAAUCUUUAACACUUCAUCAGCAUCUGAAUCGACAGCAAUGCCCACUGAGGAACGAUAUGUGGCGUGUCCUCCUUUUCAACCUUCUACUUUUACAGAACAAGACAAGAAAGAUUAUGAUAAAUGUAUGAAAAAGGUUCAAUUGGCUUGUCAAGAUUAUCCUCCAUCAGUACAAGCAACGAUUUGUCAAGAUUGUAUUUUUGUGGAUCGAUUCCAAUAUCGAUAUUUUAAUCCUCUGAGAUUGACUGACAAGGAUCGAGUGGUGAACAAAAUGGUAGAACCAUUUAUCAAAGUGAAAUUGGUCAUUACAGAAAUGGAUACUGGUAUGGCUCAUCGAUUAUUGAGAUCGAUUGGUUCCAGAAUUCACAAAACCAUCAAAGCGAUGGAUUACGGAAUGUUUCACACGGCUCUCAUUGUAGGAGUUUAUUAUAUUGAAUGGGUUGACAGCUCUCUUGUCACUGUGCGUAAAAAGAGUAGUAGCAAAGCUGUAUUUGCCACUGAUAUUGGAACCAUUAGUGGACAAGAAAAAGUGAAUGAUGCCUUCUUCAAGUUGUCAGAACUGAUCUGUGAUUGGAAUAGAACGCGUCAAUAUGACAACAAGACAGCAAAUUGUCAACAUUUUUGUACUGAAGCUAUUGAAAAGCUCGGACUGUCAGAUGCAUUUGAAAAGAUUGCUGGACAAGGACCUCUGAAGGAAUAUCUCACAAGACUCAAGACAACUGGUGCUUGUGACAUGUCCUAUAGAAUUUCACAAGACGUGAAAGAAACCAUUUUACAAUCUGAUAAUGCUCCAGAUGAAUUGAAAGAAUUUUUGAACACUUCAGGAAAUGCUUUAACAUUCCAUUCACACAAAAUUUUAGAUCAAUUUGUUCAUAUUUUACAAGAGGAGGAUCCUCUUUAUUUUGAUCGAGAACCAUUUGACUAUGUACUUCUCAAAGCCUAUGAUAGAGCGUUCUGGUUGAGAAGCCAAUCUAAGGGAAGCGGAAAUGAUUCGUCACACUAUUGGACAAAUCCAAACACAGGAGCUUGCAUGUGUCCGUUUAACAAGUCAGCUGCCAAUGUUGAAAAUGAAGAAAUUGUCAACUCCAUCAUUGGUAAAGAUUUCGAAUUAGGAACCUAUCGACCAAACUAUCCAGUUAGAUUGGAUUAG
Molecule: messenger RNA, 1662 nt
Organism: Naegleria lovaniensis
Lineage: Eukaryota; Heterolobosea; Eutetramitea; Acrasida; Naegleriidae
Exons: 4
Coding region: 1-1662 (553 amino acids)
Molecular function (GO): protein binding
Source: RefSeq, a predicted model, not a curated record